Molecule: messenger RNA, 1725 nt
Organism: Radiomyces spectabilis
Lineage: Eukaryota; Fungi; Mucoromycota; Mucoromycetes; Mucorales; Radiomycetaceae
Exons: 5
Coding region: 132-1430 (432 amino acids)
Molecular function (GO): zinc ion binding
Source: RefSeq, a predicted model, not a curated record
UCGUCGAGCAGAGCAAUAUGACGUCAUGUAAUCACGUGCCGCGAUGAUGGGUGGUUCUCAUCAUUGCAAAGAAACACGGACCACAAAAGCAAGGAAAAAAAAAACGCACUACUUCCCCACGCUGCUUCCCCAUGUCCCACUUUGCGCCUUUUCGUCAAGCUAUCAAUAGCUAUAAUUCUCAAAUAAUCGACGAUGAUAGUAUUUCAUUAACAGAAUCAAGCAUGUCUUCGUCGUCGUCCACAAUUCUGGCUCCGAGAUCCUCGGCCCCCAUGACCGGAAGUACAGAUCGAAGGGGUGACGUGCGUAUGGAACGGUCCGAGCGACCAACAGCUACUGCUCGAGCUGACAGCAACGAUGACCAACGGCGAUGCUGGAUAUGCUUUGGUGAGGAUGAAGACUCCGAAGGACGGUGGGUCAAGACGUGCCGAUGUUCGCUGAAUGCACACGAAGAAUGUCUAUUGGAGUGGAUUGAUGAAAACCAGCGCAAUCAUCAUGGAGAAAAGGUUCGUUGUCCACAGUGUGGGUCAGAAUAUCAGAUCAUUCAGCGAUCAAGUGUUCUUUUGGCGAUGCUGAAUUUGACGCGUGGCCUUGUUGCAAUGAUUUCGCCCGCGGUGUUGACGGCUGGGUUAUCAUCUGCUAUUUUUAUCGCAUCAAGUACCUAUGGCGCUCUUUCGGUGUUGACAUUUUUUGGCAAAGAAGAAGGGUCACGUCUCCUCGGUAAUCCUGCAGAUUGGUCCUGGAGACCAUGGUUGGGAUUAUCCAUAAGUCCAUGGGUCUUGAUUUUCUCCAAAUCUUCCUGGGGCGAUCACAUCAUUUUCGCAUCAGCAAUUGCUUAUAUGAGACUAACAAACCAACUGUUAUAUUUAUCCUGGCCUCCAACGCCAGCAACCAUUGUGAGCCUCUUGCCACCCAUGAGAUUGUUCUAUAAACGUCUGUAUGCGUCCAUACAGCGGCGUGUGUUGCAAAACCUUCUUGACAAACGAACUCAAGCGACGGGAAUGUCUGGAAGACAAAGCGCGUUGGUGGGACUAUUCCAGCGGAAUCCAGCGAGGGGCCAUCGUGGCCAGAAUCAAGGGAUAGCAAACAAUACCACAGAACAAGGACGUCGACAAUCUGGGAGUGGCCUUACGGAUAGGGAGCAAAACCGUGAACUUGAAUUGCUGAAUAGGAGCUGGAAUCGAGGGCUUCACAUCGAUAUCACGGAGGCAUUGACGUUUCCCGUCAUCAGCAGUCUUAUCGGCAUUGGUCUAAGUUAUAUCAAACCUGUCCGGGAAUAUUUUCCGCAGACCUUCCAUCGCAGUGUUUUAGGGGCUUGUAUUUUCAUUGUUGGCAAAGAUCUAAGUAACCUUCUCGACGGAUAUGAACGUGUUCAACAAAUUCGUUCACGACGCGUCCGAAGUUACAAUGACGGAAAACCUCCGUCUUCUUAACAAACAGCAAUUGUGAAUGCAGACAGACGUAAUGUAUAACACCACCCACCCUAGUGAUUGCUAUACCCCCUUCCUGGCUGGUUACGUUUUUUUUUUCAAAACCGCGAAAUCCAACCGGUUUUCCUGUAUUAUAUUUUUCUUUUUUCAUGUUAGAAACGGGACUUCUUUGGAGAAACUCCUGCGUUUUUUCUAAAGCUUUAUCUGAACGUUUUGUUUUCGUAUAUGUUCGUGAAGGAAGGAAACGACGACGAAUUUGAUUAAACAAGACAGUAUGAAGCGCCAUGUAUUGGUUCAU